AUGGACAUGGACGCGAGCCAAACCUGGCCGCCCCCAACCCCCUCGCCGCCGCCCUUCUCCUCCCGGCCCCACGCGUCGCCGUCCCCGCACCGCCGGCGCCGCCGGCACUCCAAGAAGCACAAGCCCCCGCCCGCGCCCGCGCCUGCGCCGACGCCGCAGGGUGCGGACUUCUCCGCGCUCCCGCCGGAGCUCGUCCACCGGGCCCUCGCGGCCGCGUGCGCCUCCGACGUCGCGGCGGCCAGCCGAGCGUGCCGCGCGUGGCGGGACGCGCUGCGGCCGCUCCGCGAGGCCGCGGCGCUGCACGCGUACGGCCGACGCGUCAAGCACGGCCUCGUGGCGGGAUCCGCUGCCUCACGCGGGGCCGGAGGGGAACGUCUCGAGACGGAGAGGCAGCGCGCGCUGGGGCUGUUCCGGCGGGCCGCGAGGCUGGGCUCCGCGGCGGCGAUGGUGGACGCGGGGCUCAUGUGCUGGGAGGAUGGGCGGCGGGAGGAGGCCGUCGGUUACUACCGGAGCGCGGCGGACCUGGGGCAUCCAGUUGGGAUGUGCAACCUUGGAGUCUCCUACCUCGAAGCUGAUCCACCCAAGGCCGAGGAAGCCAUUAGAUGGUUUUAUCCAUCAGCAUCUGCAGGCAAUGCUCGUGCUCAAUACAACCUAGGCCUUUGCUUGCAGAAUGGGAAGGGUGUCAAGCGGAAUCAGAAGGAAGCUGCAAAAUGGUAUUUGCGAGCUGCAGAGGGAGGGAAUGUACGAGCCAUGUAUAACAUUUCCUUGUGUUACAGCUAUGGUGAAGGGCUUUCACAGGAUCCAGUGCGUGCUAAGAGGUGGCUUCAACUAGCUGCUGAUUGUGGUCACAAGAAAGCUCUUUAUGAGUGUGGUAUUAAACUUUGUGCGGCAGGAGACAAGGUCAAGUCUCUCAUGUAUCUGGAGUUGGCAACACGGCGUGGAGAAACUGCUGCUGCCCACAUGAGAGAUGUAAUAUUUGAAUCGCUCUCAGUUGUGAAUGCACAGCGUGCCAUGUCGGAUGCUGAUAAAUGGAAGCCUAGGACACUCCAUCCUAGAAGGUGA
Molecule: messenger RNA, 1062 nt
Organism: Miscanthus lutarioriparius
Lineage: Eukaryota; Viridiplantae; Streptophyta; Magnoliopsida; Poales; Poaceae
Source: the annotation of a GenBank genome assembly